AUGCGCUGGCAACUCUUUGCACAACGCGGUGGCUUGAUUGCCGCCGCCGCGGCCGCGGCUUUUUUGACGCCGCUUUCGGCUUCCGCCCAAAACCCUGGUGACAGCUUCUUUUUUGGUGACUUCGAGUCGGGACUCGGCACCUGGGCGAUCGACGCCACCGGCGAACAAGGCGGAGCGAUCUCGAUCGCUCUGUCGAGUGACGGCGUCACCCAAGGCAGCCAAAGCCUGGCGAUUGAAACCGGCCCCGGCUUCGGCCGAGACGUGAUCUACAACGCGGACAUCUUCGACACGACGAUCUUCGACGCGUUCAGCUCCGCCGGCGCCGACCCGACACGUUGGUCGGUCGAUUUCGACGUCACAUUCACUGAAGACAGUUGGGCCAACGUGGCCGACCCCGGGACGUUCUUGCUCAUCGGCGCCGUCGCCAACAGCGACGGGGGCUUCAUUCAGAACAACAACGUCGGCGCGGUUCCCACCGGUCAGGCCUCCGCGCUGAGCAUCAGCGUCCCCGUGACCGACCUCAACUACGUCGAGAACUCCGGCUUCUACCAGUUCUACGUACAAACCAACGGCAACCACACCAACGGUCCCGGCGGUGAAGGGGUCACCUACUUCCUCGACAACGUCCGCCUGACGUUCAACGGCGACCCACCGGUCUUCGUCGAAGACCAGCUCUUCUCCUGGGAGACUCCGGACGACCCCGGCACCCCCGGCGUCAACGAGCAGUUCGAAGGCUGGGUCGACGGCUUCGACAUCCCGCCGAACCCGGCGACGCACCUCCGCUCGAUCACGACCGACGGCGUUUCCGACGGCAGUUCUGCCCUCAGCGUCGACACCGACAACGGUGGUGGCUUCACCUGGGGCAGCCAGUUCGUGCUCGACGCCGGCGAAGAGGAAGGCGACCCGUCGCUCCAGGGCGAGGUCACCGAUUUCAUCGACCGCUUCAACGCCGCGUCGAAGAUCCUCUGGGACGUGACCGUUCCCACCGACCAGUUCCCGAACUCCCCGGGAUUCGCGCAGAACUUCCUGCACAUCGGGGACGACACCGGCGCCUUCUACCAGGUGCAAGCCCCCGACCUGUCGCUCAGCGAGGAGGGCGUGCAGACGCUCGAGGUCGACCUCAGCUCGAUCCUCGACGUGAACGGCUCGGGCCAGACCGUCGCCGACGGCCUCAACCCGGAGUCGACCUUCUUCCGCAUCGCCCUGGCGUCGAACUCGGAUGACAACUUCAGCUUCAUCCUCGACAACAUGCGGCUGCUCGUGGAAGAAAGCACCAACGACCUGAUGGCCGACUUCAACGGCGACGGCACCGUCGACCUGUUGGACCUCGACAUCCUCGGCGCCAACUUCGGCGGCCCCGGCGACAUGUCGACCGGCGACGCCAACGGCGACGGCACGGUCGACCUGCUGGACCUCGACAUCCUCGGCGGCGAGUUCGGCACGUCGGCCUCUUCGGCCGUCCCCGAGCCGACCGCCGCGGUCUUGGCCUUGUCGAUGCUCGUCGCGGCCGGCGCGUGGCCGUCCACCCACGGCCACGCCCCGCCGCAGGAGGAGUUCACGAGCAGGCGCUUACCGAUUCUCUGCCCGUCACUCGUCAAGAAGGAGCUGAGCAUGCCCCGGCGGAUCGUUCCUCGCGUCGCCUUCACGCUCGUGGAGCUGCUGGUCGUGAUCGCGAUCAUCGGCAUCUUGGUGGCGAUGUUGCUGCCCGCCGUCCAAGCGGCCCGCGAGUCGGCCCGCCGCAUGCAGUGCGUCAACAACCUGAAGAACUGCGCGCUGGGGAUGCUGAACUACCACGACACUUACGGGGCGUUCCCCGCGGCGGCGGAGACUCCGCGGGCAGGGAACUUCGCAAUGCAACUCGACAAUGCCCUGUUUCACAACUGGGCUAUUCGUAUCUUGCCAUACCUCGAAGAACAGUCGGUCUUCGACUUAUUCGAGAUCAACGAGAAUCGGCGUGUUAAGGACGACCAGUCGUUUGCAUCCGGCAGUCAACCGGACAACCGCAACCGCGACGCCCGUGGUUCAGAGAUAGGUGUAUACCUUUGCCCUAGCGACAAUGGCAUCGGGAACAAGUUUCAGGGCACGGUCGGCAACGGCGCUCCGGCUGGCUCUGGCGGUAACUGGGCCCGCGGAAACUACGGAAUGAACGCGGUUCAGUUCUACCCAACGGUUUGGGACGAGCUUGACGAUAGGUACGGCACCGCUGACGGAGAUGCCGCCAAGGGCUUCCAGUUCGGCGUUGGCGGCUUCAAGAGUCCCGAUAUCGACCAAACGCUAUCGAUAGCUCAGCUGACUGAUGGAACAAGCAAGACGGUCAUGCUCGCGGAGAUGCGAGUCGGCAUCAACGAAGACGAUCGUCGCGGCGUCUGGGCGAUGGGGAUGUGCGCGAGCAGCAUCCACUGUCGUCACGCUGAGUUCGUCCCCAAUCAGUGCGGGGCAGGUUUCGAUGACAUCCUCGGUGGUCCAGACCUCAUCAGCAAUCAUCUGUCCGCACUUGAACUCGAGUGCAUGGAGCCCUUCAACGGGGCAGAUGCAAGCGGCCAGUCAGUGGUCCGCAGUCGUCACCCGGGCGGCGCGAACGUCGCCCUGGCGGACGGGAGCGUGCGAUUCGUGGGCGACUUCAUACAGUCCGGCGAGUUCUCUAUCGGCGGCUAUCUCGAAAACCGCGAUGUGACGCCAAACAUCUUCUUGGCGUGGCAACGGCUCCUGAUCUCGCGGGACGGGUUGCCGAUCGGCAACGAGGAUUAG
Molecule: messenger RNA, 2748 nt
Organism: Cladocopium goreaui
Lineage: Eukaryota; Dinophyceae; Suessiales; Symbiodiniaceae
Source: the annotation of a GenBank genome assembly